This is a messenger RNA of Chroicocephalus ridibundus (black-headed gull), 650 nucleotides long. RefSeq names its product otoancorin-like. The coding region runs from base 99 to 650 and encodes 183 amino acids. The transcript is spliced from 4 exons. NCBI's taxonomy places the organism in Eukaryota, Metazoa, Chordata, Aves, Charadriiformes, Laridae. The record is from RefSeq and is a predicted model, not a curated record.
UUAUCUCUCCUUAAACAGAGAUUUUCAGGGAGUAAAAAAUACCCCCACUACAAUAGUACAAUUUUUAUCUAUAUCACGCAUAUUUUUCUAUACUUCAGAUGUCCAUAAAAAGUUACCUGAAGAACCUUUUAUACCAGCCUAGGCAACUACUGUCCGAAUUUCAACAGCUUGAUCAUCAGCAGUUCCGAACUGCAAUGAAGUAUCUUUUCAACAGCAGAAAGGACCGUCUUGAAAUGGGAAAUAUUAUUCUUGACUGGGAUAAGACGAGAGAGAGAAUUUUUCAAAGCCCAGGAGUAAACAGGACCCUGUUCCUUAUAACACUGGAUAAAUGCUUUUUGGCUCUGAGUGCUUUGGACUGCGUGGAUAUCCUAAGCCAGGUUUUGCGUGUGUCAGUGGUGAACUAUCUCCAACCUGAUGUCAUUGGGAGCCUCCCAAAUGUUCUGCAGGAGGAUGCCUUCAGAAACUUAUCAACAGUAUUCAAGGACCUCUAUGACAAAACCUCAGCAAAUACACAGAGAGCUCUGUACGGCUGGAUGAAGCAGAUGCUACAAAAAUCCUAUAACAUGAGUGGCCUGGAGUGGUGCCGAGACGUCGGACACCGCCGGAGGCAUCGGGAGAGGAAUAAUCAGCACCCAGUUGUGGUGGUGUGA